AUGUCUGAUGAAGAGAAGAUUAAUCAAAAUGAAGUAGAUGAAGAGAUCGAUGAUUUGUUUGGAGAGGAAGAGCAAGAGCAAGAGCAAGAGGAAGAAGAAGAAGAAGAACAGGAAUCACAAACCACCAAAAAGAUAAUUGAUUUGUCUUUACCACGCCAUGCAGUUGUGCUGGUUAUGGAAAAAGAUGUGAGGUUAUUGAAAACUCCUGACUUUUUAAACAUUGAAGCUCAUCCAUUCGAUCCUUCCAGUUUUAAGGAACAGAUAGAGAGCAAUAAUAAAGCUCGGGCAGAGAGGGGAUUGACUGCAAAGGAAAUCCAUAACGAACAGAUGACAGAGAAAUUGUUGAAUGAAAACACAAUUAGAUGGAGAUACCAUAAUGCUGGCAAUGAUGAAAUUGUCAAACAAUCGAACGCUCAUUUUGUGGAAUGGAAUGACGGGUCGGUAUCAUUGAAAGUGGGAAAUGAGAUAUAUGAUGUUAGAGAAUUGCCUUUACUUGAUCAUUUAUUAGUGAAAAGCCAUCAAGCUGCUGAAAUCUUACAAUCAGAUUCGAUUAUUUCGAAAGCCAUUAAUCUUUUACCGGCGUCGUCGAGUCAUAGAAAGAUUCUUGUCAAGAAUAUCACCAAAAAAGAAAAAAUCUUGAACACAAUUACAGAUGUUGAUCCAUUAGAGAAGCAACGACUUGCAGAUGAAGAUGUGCGUAAGGCGAUGAAGAUGAAACGACAAAUGGAGUCUAGAAGACGAUUACAAGAAGAAAAAUGGGAGAGAAGUGGCAGCCCGGGCACCAGAGUCCAAGAAAGUUCAUAUGAAAGAUUUGAACGAACUUAUGAGGGAGAUGGGUACGAUGAAAAUGAUGAUUUUGUUGCUGGCGAUGAAGAAGAGAUUGAAGAGUAUGAUGAAGAGGAGGAAGAGGAAUUCGAACGGGGUGCUGAGAGGCUAACACAUUUAAAAGAAGAAGGUGCUGCCAAGUACCGAAGACAGUCUGAAGAGGCCGAAGAUGAAGAUGAAAAAACAAGGAAAAGAAGAAGAAUUAUUGAUUCCGAGGAUGAAGAGUGA
Messenger RNA from Candida dubliniensis CD36, 1053 nucleotides. RefSeq lists its product as uncharacterized. Gene Ontology annotation, molecular function: RNA polymerase II C-terminal domain phosphoserine binding. Gene Ontology annotation, cellular component: Cdc73/Paf1 complex; nucleus. Gene Ontology annotation, biological process: positive regulation of transcription elongation by RNA polymerase II; transcription elongation by RNA polymerase II. The record is from RefSeq and is a predicted model, not a curated record. Bases 1 to 1053 code for a protein of 350 amino acids. NCBI's taxonomy places the organism in Eukaryota, Fungi, Ascomycota, Pichiomycetes, Serinales, Debaryomycetaceae. The transcript has a single exon.